AGCAAGAGAUAUCAAAGCAACAUGAACGCAAAGUUCUUCCUUCUCCUGGCUGUGGUGUCAGCUGCCUCCGCACAAAGGCGCCCUUACGCCUACAACGCUCCUCGGUUCUCCGACGAAUCUUUCGAGUCUAGCGAAGCCAAGUACGACUUCCAAUGGGCCGUGAGCGAUGACUCCUCAAGCAACGAAUUCGGACACCAGGAGGCCCGUGACGGCGACGACACUCGGGGAUCGUACUACGUGCAGCUUCCCGACGGCCGCCUGCAGACCGUCAAGUAUUUCGUGGACGGCGACUCCGGCUACGUGGCCGAAGUCAGCUACGAGGGCGAGGCUCGUUACCCCGACUCCUACGAGUCUUUUGAAUCUCGGGAGUACAGACCACCAAGGCCCCUCUAUGGUUAACGAGGUUUUAAGUUAGAGAUUUCUAAAACUUGAAUUCUUCUAUUUAUUUUGCUGAUUUAGGUGCAAGAUAUUUAUAACUAACAAUUGGAUUUAAAUAAAUACAGUGUUGUUGAAACUAAUCAGCUAAUAUGGAUACCAAUCGUUAAACCUACUUUUGUAAUAAAUCGUGAUGAAAUAAAGCCUUUCACGUUCUGAUGUACUAUU
This is a messenger RNA of Penaeus monodon (black tiger shrimp), 603 nucleotides long. RefSeq names its product pro-resilin-like. Gene Ontology annotation, cellular component: extracellular matrix. Lineage: Eukaryota; Metazoa; Arthropoda; Malacostraca; Decapoda; Penaeidae. The transcript is spliced from 3 exons. Bases 22 to 399 code for a protein of 125 amino acids. The record is from RefSeq and is a predicted model, not a curated record.